AUGGCUGAGCAUAUGCGGUCACUUCCGGAAAUGGCGCCUUUGCAGGCUUCCAUGCAAGAAACUACAGACGGCGAGCAGCAGCUUGUCGAGCUUCUCAAGCCGACGUGUUACAAACCUACCGACACGGUCCCAAAGCUGGUGGAUAGCUUCGCCUCGAUCAAGAACCAAAGACCUGGACACAAAGUUGGCGCACGAAAGGAGAUAGAAAAGAGAGAAAAAAGGCAGGUGCAAGCUCGAAAGGACUUCGCUUCGAAUUGCGUGCAGACGAGGCAACCAUCGACUUCCCAACGUGCAGGCCGAGUUCAGAGCACACAGGUGGAGCAUGCCUGGCCUGACUGGCUUCAAGCCACACCCAUCUUGCCCAUGGACUUCUUCGGCGUGGCACACACCACGUGGGACAGACAGAUACACUUCGAGCUCGCGUACGGACGGCUGAUUGGAGCGGUGCCAAACGGGGGGGUAUUUGAAGACGAGAGAGGGAGACGGAGACAGAGGGGAGUGAGGGAAGAUGAGAUAUGGGUAGCAAGAGAGAAGAGUAAGAUCAGGUCGCGGAUCACUGGCAAGAGCCGUGAGAGCCCGACUGGGGGAAUUCUGAAUGGAAAGUGCGAAGAGCGUCGGUAG
Molecule: messenger RNA, 621 nt
Organism: Verruconis gallopava
Lineage: Eukaryota; Fungi; Ascomycota; Dothideomycetes; Venturiales; Sympoventuriaceae
Exons: 1
Coding region: 1-621 (206 amino acids)
Source: RefSeq, a predicted model, not a curated record